Messenger RNA from Bombus impatiens (common eastern bumble bee), 2793 nucleotides. It is a transcript of the gene Ythdf, whose product is annotated as YTH domain-containing family protein 3. Gene Ontology annotation, molecular function: N6-methyladenosine-containing RNA reader activity; mRNA binding. Gene Ontology annotation, biological process: mRNA destabilization. Gene Ontology annotation, cellular component: cytoplasm. The coding region runs from base 340 to 2139 and encodes 599 amino acids. The record is from RefSeq and is a predicted model, not a curated record. The transcript is spliced from 4 exons. Lineage: Eukaryota; Metazoa; Arthropoda; Insecta; Hymenoptera; Apidae.
GACAAUCUGUUAAUACAUACGAGAGGUCAGUGUACGUCACGUAGUUAUUAUUCAGAGUUGAGGAUUUUGUGGAAAUUUAUCUGUCUGGAAGUGUAACGAAAAAAGAUUCCUGAGACUCUCUCGCGGCAAGACAUUACGGGAAAAUAACGCGGAGGUCUCAGGUUCAGCGAAUUUCAUAGUUUGAAGACUUCCCGUAAGAAAGAAGUGUCCGCGGUACAUCGAGUGCUAUAACGCUGGUCGCAUGUAAUUGUGGUAUUGCGUUUGAAAAACUUUAUUUUAUUAAAGGCACAGCCGUCUAUUUGGCGUCUGUGAAGAGAGGACAAGAGUGUGUGAUAGGUUAUGUCAACUGGAUUGGCAGGUGCUGUUUCAAAUCAGCGGAUGAAAGGACAAACUAACAGUCAAGUGAGCAAUGGUCCUAAAGAACACCAGCAGCAACCACAGACAGAACAUGCUGGUGGAGAAGAUACUGGAUUUGAUUCAUGGAGAGGAGGCAAUAGUACACAUCAUUCUAGUUAUCCAAUUGGAACUGGUGAUCCAUAUAGUCCUUACUAUGCAGGUACUUCAUUCCCUUAUCAAACAUUUGGCGCUGGGGAUGGUACUUGGUCAAAUGGAACAGACCCCGUUGCGUUUCUUUCUGGCUAUGGAGGUCAAAUAGGUCACGAUGCAUAUGGCAUGGAUGGAAUGUUUUCUGCUAGUGCAGGAGGUGGUUUUAGUACAUUUGGUCAACCUGCUUUUAAUUAUUUUCAUGGAAAUGGUGAUUUUAGUGCUUGGGGCACUCCAAGAAAAACACGCUAUGAAGAUUAUUAUCAGGCUCCACGUGGAAAUGAAAAUUAUCCAACACCUAGUAAUGCAGAAAUUAAGACUAUUGAACAAAGUGUGCAAGGCUUGUCAUUAGGAAGUGGAGAAGUUCCACGUCAAGAACAAACUUCAUCUAAUCAAUCAAUAAAACCAGAAGCAAAAGAACCUAGAAAGAUAACAUGGGCCAGUGUUGCAAGUCAACCUGCAAAGCCUGUUCCUCCACUUUCAUCUUCUCAAGGAAUGAAAAAAAAGGCUGGAAUGCCACCACCACCUAUUGUGCCAGGGAAGCACAAUAUGGAUAUUGGAACAUGGGGUGAAGGUAAAUCUUCUGCACCUCCUCCAACAGCACCACCGCCACCACAAGUACAGCCUCCUGUUCCACCACCCCCGCCAUUGGCUCAGAGACAGAGACCUCCUCCUCCUCCACCAUGUUGGAAUAGACAACCUACAACACCUCCAUCACCUCCACAAUCGCAGAUUCAUAUGCCUCCACAACAACAGCACCAACACCAACAGCAGCAACAACAACAACAACAACAGCAGCAGCAGCAGCAACAACCUCAGCAACAACAGCAGCAACUGCAGCCACAACAGCAGCAAAUUACACAAUCACAGUCGCAUCCUGUCUUAGAUAAGCUGAAAGUGAAGAAUGAUUAUAAUCCUGUAGAAUUUGAUGAAACUGCUCCUGGAGCUAGGUUUUUUGUAAUCAAGUCUUACUCUGAGGAUGAUAUUCAUAGAUCCAUUAAAUAUGAGAUUUGGUGCAGUACUGAGCAUGGUAAUAAAAGAUUGGAUCAAGCAUAUAAAGAAGCCAGUUGUGAAGGUGCGCCUUUAUAUUUGUUCUUUUCUGUCAAUGGAUCUGGUCACUUUUGUGGUAUGGCACAAAUGGUGUCACCUGUUGAUUAUAAGAGCAAUAGCUCUGUAUGGUCUCAAGAUAAAUGGAAAGGCCAAUUUCGUGUACGUUGGAUUUAUGUUAAAGAUGUUCCUAAUGUGCAACUUCGUCACAUUAGACUAGAAAACAAUGAAAAUAAACCAGUGACUAAUUCAAGGGAUGCACAGGAAGUCCCUCACGCAAAAGGCAUAACAGUGCUGCGUAUAUUACAUACUUAUCGACAUUCAACUAGUAUUUUUGAUGACUUUGGACAUUAUGAACGUAAACAAGCAGAAGAAGAUCAACGUAAGGCUCCAUCAAAUGCUAUACAACAUCAUCACUCUUCCAAUCAUAGAAAUAGAGGACAUUCAGAUUUAUCAAGGGAUCAUCAUCCUCAUCAAUCGCAUUUACAUCAUCAACGCAAAGAUCGGGAUGGUGGUCGUGGUAGAGGCAGAGGAGGUUCACGCCAGUAGCGAUGGAUACAACAAGAAUAUAAUACUGUUCAUAAUAGUAAUCAUCGUAAAGAAAGCAUGCUACGACUAAUUAUCGUCUUACUACUUACCUUUGCUUUCUUGGAUACACAAAAGGCUUCUAAUUCCUGUGAAAACUUGUCAUCAUUGAGACUAUUUCCUUCUGUUAAAUAAUCAACUUGUAUGAUAAUUAGCGUCAUGACGGCAUCAUAAAUAUUAUCUGAUCAUAACUACCAUGAAGAAGAACGUAAUUCAAUUUCAAGGGAUAUUGGGUAACCUUGCUGACAGUUAUAAGCAUAUAGUGUGGUGUUGCGUGCUAUUCAUCGAAAGGUGUUUCUUAAACGUACAAAUUAAAAAUGAGAGAAAAAUGAAAUAUGGAACAGAAGAAAAAACUGUAAUAUAUGGACUAACCCUUGUAAAAUGCUUAAACUUUUGUUGAUAAUGAAAAAAUCUAUGCGAGAACAAUAUUGUAAGCAAGUGUCAUUUAAAUCAAUUACCAUUUUAAACUUUGAUGGACAUAUAACCUGGUGCCUGUGGCUGAAAGGACUCACCUUUCUUUGUUAUAAAGGUGCAAGGGCUUAUUACAACGUUUUAAGUUUAUGUGUAACAAUUAUGCUUGAUCAUUGGAUAAUAAUAGAAAUUAUUGUCAACUGAUUA